This is a messenger RNA of Rosa chinensis, 1363 nucleotides long. RefSeq names its product GDSL esterase/lipase At2g42990. Bases 158 to 1210 code for a protein of 350 amino acids. The transcript is spliced from 3 exons. Gene Ontology annotation, molecular function: hydrolase activity, acting on ester bonds. The record is from RefSeq and is a predicted model, not a curated record. NCBI's taxonomy places the organism in Eukaryota, Viridiplantae, Streptophyta, Magnoliopsida, Rosales, Rosaceae.
UACACUCACCUACCUAUUCACUCCACUCCACAAAUGUCAAUGUACGUGCCAUUAAUAUCUCAUCGAUCCCUCCUCUCAUGUUGUUAUAUCCCAGUUGCCCAUCUCUUAUCAUCUUGAAGCUUUGCCACUAGCCACUGACACAAGAUAAAGGAGUAUAAUGGCAUGCAUAUACGUUCCAUGGCUCUUGUUGACUCAAAUUCUACUACAAGUAGCAAAACAUGAGGCCAAGGUUCCAGCCAUUAUUGUGUUUGGAGACUCGUCUGUGGAUUCAGGAAACAACAACCAGAUUUCGACACCCUUGAAGAGCAAUUUCAAGCCAUAUGGGCGCGAUUUUGCUGGCGGUCAACCCACAGGAAGGUUCUCCAAUGGUCGUGUUCCUCCGGAUCUCAUCUCUGAGGCUUUCGGGCUGAAGCCCUCUGUUCCUGCUUACUUGGAUCCCAAGUUUGGGAUUUCGGAUUUUGUCACUGGUGUUUGCUUUGCUUCUGCUGGAACCGGCUAUGACAAUGCUACUUCUGAUGUACUGAAUGUUAUACCUCUGUGGAAAGAAGUGGAGUACUACAAGGAGUACCAAAGCAAAUUGAGAGCCUAUGUUGGCCAUCACAAGGCAAGAAAAAUUUUGACAGAGGCUUUGUACUUGAUAAGCUUGGGAACCAAUGACUUCCUUGAGAACUACUACACGAUUCCUCGCCGGCAAGCCCAAUUUACAGUCCAGCAGUACCAGGAUUUCCUGGUGGAACUUGCUGAAAAUUUCCUGAGGGAAAUUUACAGUCUUGGAGUCAGAAAAAUUUCCUUAACUGGGGUACCUCCUAUGGGGUGCUUGCCCUUAGAGAGGGCCACAAAUUUCAUGAAUAAUCAUGAUUGUGUGGAGGAAUAUAACAACGUGGCUGUGGAAUUUAAUGGGAAGUUGAACAACAUGGUAGCAAAACUAAAUCAGGAGCUUCCAGGCUAUAAAAUUCUAUUUACAGCAAAAGUAUAUCAGUUCUUCUAUCAAAUCAUUAGAAGCCCUUCUUCAUAUGGGUUUGAUGUUGCUGAAGUGGCAUGUUGUUCUACUGGGACAUUUGAGAUGAGUUACCUCUGCAACGAGGAUAAUCCAUUUACAUGCACAGAUGCAAGUAAGUAUAUAUUUUGGGAUGCCUUUCAUCCUACAGACAAAACAAAUCAGCUAAUAGCUAACAUUUUGAUUCCAGAUCUUCUAAAAUUGUUCAAUUGAUUUAUUAUUCUUUUUUUUUUUCUUUCUCAAAAAAAAAAAAAAUGCUUUCACAUUUUGCUGUAGAAACUAGAAGGCGUGGUGUGAUGGCUCUGAGAUUUUAUUAUUUUAUGUGUUAUGUAACGACUCUAAUAUAUAAUAUAGUGUUUAUGUGUA